GUUAGGCAAAUGAUUCAUGUUUCAGAGGAAAACAUGUAUCCUCUAUGGUCUGACGCAGAUGAGCAUACGGAUCCACACCUAGACGAGCUAAUUAAAGAUCUUAUUCAUAACCGUUUGUCUCUAGAUGCUUGGAGUUGUGUCAAAACAGUUGGUAUAAGUUCAUAAAAGAAGAAAAGAAGUGUUGAAGCUGAUAAGGUGAAUGACAACAGAGGGUGCAAUCCUAAGAAAAAGAGAUCCUAAAAUGUGAACAAGGAGAAAAUGUAACCAACAUGGAGGAUGGUAAGGAUGACAAGUCAAUUUCUUUGGAUAUUUGGAGGGCGAUUGAGAAAAUGAAUGAGACUAUUUCUGACUUGGACAAAACACUCAACAGUCGAUUAGAUGCUUUGGAGAGCAAAUUUGAAACAUUUGUUGAAAAAAAAAUGACUGUGUUAGAAGAGAAGAUGAGUGAGAGGAUUAAAGCAGUGGAGAAAGAAAGAAAAGAGCCAAAAGACGCUGAUGGACCAAAAUAUGCCACUUCGCACACCAUUGAAGAUGAUGAGGGAACAAGUAAAGCACCUUCAUGGAUUGUUGAGAUGAAGCAGACAUCACAUGAUGAAUUUCUCACUCAAAGGGUUGUGAGGAAGGUAUACACUGUCAACAAUAAGAGGAAGGAAGAAGAUGAGAUAUCAGAGAAUCUUCCUCUCUUUGAGAAGAAGGAAUCUGUUAAGGUUGAGAAGAAGAACACUUCCAAGAAAAAGAAGAAAAAUGUUCAUCAUUCUGACGAUGUUGAAGAUAUUACUACCCAAGUUCAGAAGGCUCAGUUGAAAAUAGCUUCCAGUUCUGAAGAGACAUGGUCCAACCAGGAGGAUCAGUUAGCUAGUAAGAAACUCGAGGUGACACUAAAAAGCAUUGGAGAUGCUUUAACGAAGUUGGAUGGACCUGGACCUUCGAAGCANCCACUGGUGUUCCACUUCUUGAUUGGCGAUCAUCUCGAAAACGUAUCAACUUCACAAACUUCAUCCAAAACGAGAAGGAGUUUCAUGGACAGGUUCGUGUUAGGCAAAUGA
Molecule: messenger RNA, 1046 nt
Organism: Camelina sativa (false flax)
Lineage: Eukaryota; Viridiplantae; Streptophyta; Magnoliopsida; Brassicales; Brassicaceae
Source: RefSeq, a predicted model, not a curated record